This is a messenger RNA of Ruditapes philippinarum (Manila clam), 556 nucleotides long. RefSeq lists its product as uncharacterized. The transcript has 5 exons. NCBI's taxonomy places the organism in Eukaryota, Metazoa, Mollusca, Bivalvia, Venerida, Veneridae. The record is from RefSeq and is a predicted model, not a curated record. Bases 139 to 480 code for a protein of 113 amino acids.
UUAUAUUUGCCUGCAUAUUUGUACAACAGAUGGCAGUUUGCACAUCUAUCUAAAGGCCAAACCGUUCCCUGGUAUUCAUAUAGAUUUUGGCCACCUAAACUAAAGUUGUGAACAAAAGUAUUCUGGAUUUCAGUGAAAAUGGCUCGAGUUCUCGGUGUUGUUGUCCUCUUUACUUUGACAAUGAUUCAAAUGGUGAACGCGAACGCAGAUUUGUGCAAGGGCUUAUCAGUUUUUCGAAGAUGCGGAGACAGACGUUUUUGCGUGUGUGCAAAUUGGAAUAUAAACACCUUUUACAAUGACGGAGCUACUCCAUGCAAAAAUUUAGUCUGCAGAAAUAUCAACUGCCUUUACUUCAACGGUAUACCUCGAAAACCUAAAAAAGUGAAUGGUGUAUAUGUGUAUUGUAGCAGUGAUGACGGAUGUGGUAAUAAUUUCGAGUGUUUCUAUGGUUACUGUUGUCGUCCGCUGAAAAAGUAUUGACUUGUGAGAAAUAAACAAAGAAAUGUAAAUGUAAAAUAAAGAUAUAAAGCAGAAUAAAUGAAAUAAAACAAAAGCA